AGUAAUUUCGCGUCGGCCGUACAGGGAAUCUGAUUUCCAGCUUGGAGCUGCCAUUUCUGAGGCCCAGCCGCCUGCGCUUCCAAAUUAAAAUGCCCUCUUAAAGCUCCGAAUUCAGCUGAAGAAGAAGAAGAAGAAGAAGGGGAAAAGCAAAGCCUCCAGAUCCCCAACGACGCCGUGUCCGGUCUCUCCUUCUUCUUCUUCGUCGAAGCCCUAGCAGCUCAAUCAAUGGCCAUUGCCAAGCAGAAUGGGAAAACGAACGAGAAAAAAUCAAUCCCUCCAUACAUGAGGGCUAUCUCUGGCUCGAUCGGGGGCGUCAUGGAGGCAUGCUGUCUACAGCCCAUCGACGUUAUCAAGACCCGCUUGCAGCUCGAUCGGACAGGCUCUUACAAGGGAAUUAUCCACUGCGGCGCCACUGUUUAUCGCACAGAGGGCGUGCGAGCCCUGUGGAAGGGCUUGACCCCCUUCGCCACCCACUUGACUCUCAAGUAUGCGCUUCGGAUGGGGUCCAAUGCGAUGCUUCAGUCCGCCUUCAAAGACUCGCGGACGGGCAAUCUCAGCCACCAAGGCAGGCUUCUCGCCGGCUUCGGCGCCGGCGUGCUUGAAGCUCUCGUUAUCGUCACACCUUUUGAGGUGGUAAAAAUAAGACUGCAGCAACAGAGAGGAUUGAGUCCUGAGCUAUUGAAGUACAAGGGGCCUGUACACUGCGCUCGUAUGAUCAUCCGCGAAGAAGGCUUCCUUGGACUAUGGGCUGGGGCUGCCCCUACCGUCAUGCGCAAUGGAACAAACCAAGCUGCGAUGUUCACAGCUAAGAAUGCUUUCGACAGGGUCUUAUGGAAGAAACAAGAAGGCGAUGGAAAAGUCCUCCAACCAUGGCAGUCUAUGAUGUCGGGGUUUCUUGCUGGAACAGCAGGUCCCGUGUGCACCGGCCCUUUUGAUGUGGUAAAAACAAGGUUGAUGGCCCAGAGCAAAUCGGGAGGCGAACUGAGGUACAAAGGCAUGGUCCACUGCAUUGUGACAAUAUACAGAGAGGAAGGGCUUCGUGCUUUGUGGAAGGGGCUGCUGCCUCGGCUCAUGAGGAUUCCGCCAGGGCAGGCCAUCAUGUGGGCGGUGGCUGACCAAGUUACUGGCUUGUAUGAGAGAAAAUACAUACACAAUGCAGCCUUGUAGGUAGAUUUAGGGUCUUCUAUUUAAUGCUAGAUCUAGUUUCAUUGAGUAGAAGUUACAUGCAACUCAGCUGAAUACAUAGGUAGUGGACCUACAUUCCCUCGGCCUGUUGCAUGGUGAUUCAUUUUCUUUGUUCCUGCCUGGUGCAACCCUAGUAGAGAUUUGAGUUUUGUUAUUGGAGAGAUGCUAAACCAACUUAGAGAUUCUAUUUGCCAUUUCAUUCAUUAUGAUGAAAUUUCAUAAUUUAUAAGGGUGUGCAAAAUUUCAGUUUAACCGAAAUAAUUGAACUGAACUGAACCGAUCGAGAUUGUCGGUUUGGUGUUUGCUA
Diospyros lotus (date-plum) is the source of this 1492-nucleotide messenger RNA. RefSeq names its product mitochondrial succinate-fumarate transporter 1. NCBI's taxonomy places the organism in Eukaryota, Viridiplantae, Streptophyta, Magnoliopsida, Ericales, Ebenaceae. The transcript has 2 exons. The record is from RefSeq and is a predicted model, not a curated record. Gene Ontology annotation, biological process: succinate transport; fumarate transport. The coding region runs from base 226 to 1167 and encodes 313 amino acids.